UCUCCUAGUUACCGCCCACAAAGCUCAGCCAGGUGACAGCUCAGCCAGCAGGGACGCAACACGGCUGCACUCAGUACGCAACAUAACAGACAACGUUAACGACGUCUGUCAGCGCCAAAUCAAAGUGGAGUACAGACAGACUUACUCAGUUAUUGCGUUUACUUUCUGUUUUACAUGUACGUGAUUUGAAAUCCUCUCUUCCGCUCGUUGUAGCAGAGUAUCCUGCUAGCAGCGCGAGGUUAUCGUUAACGUAAGCUUCUGACGUUACUACCAGAAAAGACUCAACGGUUGUUGUGUUUCUGAGCAGGUAGCGUUAGACAGCCGUCGUCAACAUGUCAGAUCCGGCCGGGGAGGCGAAGCUGGAGGUGAAACAGGCGAGCAAAGAGGUGAAGGAGAGCGAAAACGUUGCGGAAAAAUAUUCUGCCAUGACCGUAAGCAAGAACAGCGAAAUGAACAUGGGAGAGCUGUCGUCCGCCUUCAGUGCGGUGCCCACUCACAAACCAGUUAAAAAGCAAAUCCAGUUUGUGGAGGACAAGCAGGAGUUCAGCAGGUUCCCCACCAAGGCAGGCCGUCGCUCCCUGUCCCGCUCCAUCUCUCAGUCAUCCACAGACAGCUACAGCUCCGCUGCAUCCUAUACGGAUAGCUCUGACGAUGAGACCUCACCACGGGACAAAACCUCAGUCAACUCCAAGGGCAGCAGUGACUUCUGUGUCAAGAACAUCAAACAGGCUGAAUUUGGCAGGCGUGAGAUUGAGAUCGCAGAACAAGAUAUGUCAGCGCUGAUCUCUCUCAGGAAGAGAGCACAGAGUGAGAAACCAUUGGCAGGUGCCAAAAUUGUGGGCUGCACUCACAUCACUGCCCAGACUGCAGUGCUGAUCGAGACUCUGGUGGCUCUUGGGGCUCAGUGCCGCUGGACUGCAUGUAACAUAUACUCUACACAGAAUGAAGUGGCUGCUGCUCUGUCCGAGACCGGUGUGGCUGUGUUUGCCUGGAAAGGGGAGUCUGAGGAUGAUUUCUGGUGGUGUAUCGACCGCUGUGUCAACAGUGAGGGUUGGCAGCCAAAUAUGAUCCUUGAUGAUGGAGGAGACUUGACACACUGGAUGUACAAGAAAUACCCCAAUGUAUUCAAGAAGAUCAGGGGCAUUGUAGAGGAGAGUGUAACUGGUGUUCACAGGUUGUAUCAGCUGUCUAAAGCUGGAAAAUUGUGCGUACCUGCUAUGAAUGUAAAUGACUCUGUGACGAAGCAGAAGUUUGACAACCUGUACUGCUGCAGAGAGUCGAUCCUGGACGGCUUGAAGAGAACCACAGAUGUCAUGUUCGGAGGCAAACAGGUGGUCGUAUGUGGGUACGGCGAGGUUGGAAAAGGUUGUUGUGCUGCUCUGAAAGCUCUGGGAGCCAUCGUCAAUGUUACAGAGAUUGAUCCCAUCUGUGCCCUGCAGGCCUGCAUGGAUGGAUUCAGGAUGGUCAAGCUGAAUGAGGUCAUUCGCCAGGUUGAUGUCAUCAUCACAUGCACCGGGAACAAGAAUGUGGUGACCAGAGACCAGCUGGACCGAAUGAAAAAUGGCUCUAUUGUCUGCAACAUGGGCCACUCCAAUACUGAGAUUGAUGUGGCAAGCCUUCGGACCCCUGAGCUGACCUGGGAGAGAGUGCGCUCUCAGGUGGAUCACGUCAUUUGGCCUGAUGGCAAGAGGGUUAUCCUUCUGGCUGAGGGACGUCUCCUUAACCUCAGCUGCUCCACUGUCCCUACCUUCGUCUUGUCCAUCACAGCCACCACUCAGGCCCUGGCCCUUAUAGAGUUGUACAAUGCUCCUGAGGGACGAUACAAGCAGGAUGUUUACUUGCUUCCCAAGAAGAUGGAUGAAUAUGUCGCCAGUCUGCAUCUGGCCACUUUUGAUGCCCACCUGACAGAGCUUUCUGAUGAGCAGGCCAAAUACCUGGGCCUGAAUAAGAACGGUCCUUUUAAACCCAAUUACUACAGGUAUUAGUCUGCAGGGAGAACCACACCUCAGCACACCUAAAUGUGGACAUUACCCAACAUCACCCAUCCCUAAGAUAAAAGAAAGAUUUAAGUAUAUUGUAUUUUUUACUCUUCACAGGAUGCACAGCUUAUAUUUAGUUGUAUUUUACUGACCACAGCAAGUUUAUCUUCUCUUGCUGCUUCCUACACAACUGCACAGGGCACCCAGCUGACUAUGAAAAGUCAGUGAGAUUUUUAUUUUCUGGUGUUUCUGUUUCCAUACCUGCUGGCUCCUAGGUUAUUUUAGCGUUCUGAUAUAUAUUGAAUAAAGUAUCAAUAUAUUGUGCCAAAUGACUGUGACGGGGAAGGGUUACAGCUGUUGUUAAAUGUUAACGGUUCGUUGUGAAAUCAGUUAAACCUUCACUAAGCGAUACCUUUGAUAGAAACAUUUGAUCAAAUUCCUCCAUAUAAUGCUAAAGGGUCAAUUCCAAACCCACAAAACUCUGAAGCUCACUGAGCCUUUUAGCCACUGUUAGCUCCUUGUUUUGGCUCUCUCACCAACCUCGUAUUAAAUCGAAACGACAGAGAGCCGAUGUAAACUACUGGCUUGUGAAUGAAGCUCCAGAUGUUUUUCUCAGGAGUAGGUGGACCAAAUCAGAGCUAAAAGGCCAGUGAAUGUUGGACUUCAAUUUAUCAGGUGGCCAGAAAUGUGACUCCAAUAAGAUGUUGCUGUGUGUCUGCUGGAUGUUUAAGUAGGCAAUUGUUUGCUUACAAAUAAGCCAUCAACUUCUGAUUGUAAUUAAUCUGAUUAUAAAUCAGGGCCAUGUUUCUGUGAGUUUGUUUUGGAGUCUUUCUGCCCCCUAGUGGUUAGAAAUUGCUUGAUGCAACUUUAACGUUUUCUUUCUGCUUUAAUAUGGCAGCACUUACUUAAUACAUUCCAUCCACAAGAUACAGAAGAAAUAUUCUCUGUAGUAUAUCAUCCACAUUACUGUUAACCUUCAGCAGACCUCGGCAACAAAAGGAACUUCAGUACUUUUUGACUAUAGCAAACGUAAGAAGGGAGCUUGGCAUUUAUUUUCUUGAAAAGAUAAGUCCAUUUAUGAGGUUUUGGUGUCUGGUAAGAAUACUAUCUGCACCUCAGGGCAUUCAAAUAUCUCAAAUUAUUUAUAAAUAUAUUUCGACCAGAUCAGCACACUCUGACCUUAGUAUCCGUGUCUAGUCUCACUGUCAUUCUCAUGAAGUUAUGAUUUACAGUAGGACUGUAAAAUACAUUUAGAGAUUUUGAUACUCUGUGAUCAAAAUCAUGUGCAAGUCAUUGCAGCGAUGUAUGUUCUGUAUAAAGCUAACACAAUCCACAGACUACAUGUUGCACAGUGUUAUAUACAGUAUGUUUAUGCUGUAUAUGCAACAGCCUCUGAUCAGCUGAUCUCAUAAUGGUAUUGAGUUUAUUGUUAGAUUUGUCAUAGGACUCUGAUCUUGAGUCUGUUUUUCUAUUGAAUAUUUUAACAAAAGAAAAGUAAACGUAAAUAUCCAAAUGCUCUGGACCUAAACAUGAAUAAGCUUUGUUGUCAGCAUAUUUACAUAGACAGAUGUGUUAGCUUUACCUUCUGUGAUAUCUUGUGGUAUUAUAGCUUUUCUAAUAACACAAUGUUUUGCUUUGUUUCCUGACGGUUUUUAUUGUUUAAAAUGUUAAAUGCUUGUUAAAUCCACAGACCUAUUAUUCCACUUCUCUAUAUUCACUUGUAAUAUUAUUUAAAUUAGUGGCCAUACCGGAUGACUACGUUCAGUGAUUCUUUUUUUAAUUCAGACUGUAUAGUGUGCAGUGUGUAGUAGUUGUGUCUUGCUGAAUUUAUAGCUUUUCAACACAUUUCACCAUGCUGUGUUUCACACUGGUUGUCUGACCUUACUCCAAACUGUAGACAGUAUUACUGUCCCUGCCAAGGGUUCGGCACCUUGUUACAUUGUUAAGGUGUUGCGACACCCUUCACAAAACUUAAACUUCAUCUGCAGAGUUACUGGUAAUUCCUGUGUGUUUCAGUUAUUUUUAAUGAGUUGAUUUUUGUCACUUACUACUGCUGUUUAAUUCUAUAGUAGCCUAUAGUAUGCUACUAUGAAGUGCUUUCAUCUUUGCACUAGCAGCUUUAAGGGCAUUAGAGGAAAUAAUAUUCAGUGAGGACAUCAUUGUCAGCAAGAUGAGUACUGUAACCAUGACUACUGGUCAGUUGACAGUGCCUUGUGACUCACUUAUUAAUUUAUAUUCACAUGUACAACUGUGGUUUUCUCCAAGUAUGGUAAUGCCCAACAUGGUUGUUAUUCUGCAAUAUACAGUGAUAGCUAUGCAGCAAAACAUACUCAGUAUUUUACUUCUUGUUGUUAAAUCAGUGUUUUACUAAGAUGACUAACAGUUUUAGACAUUAGUAGGCAGCAUUUUUCAUUCUGUUGUACUUAUUUACUUUUUACAUAUAUUCUAAUGUAUACGUUUCAUCCCAGUUUUAUUUCUUGUAACAAUCAGAAAUUUAAAUUACUUACAGUGGUCUUUUCAUAAUAGUUCUUGAAAAAUGCUUUUUUAUUAUGCAUUCCUUUUGUUUGAACUACUAAUACAACAGUCAUUUUACCCUAGUUUUAUCUCUAUUAUAGAGACAAAUGAAUGUGUUAUUACUGGAGCAAACAGCUCGACUCUUGUCAAAUUCAAAUAAAUAUGCAUACCACUGUGAUUUGACAGUUGUAGACUGUUGCAGUUUUUUUUAAGUUUUUGAUGCGGAGAUGAAGUUCUGUAAAUUAUAUAUUAGCUAUAAAGUAGACCUUUAUUUUCAGCACUGUGUUGUUUAGUUUCAAUAACACAAUUUCAGCUGUUUCUUUGCACAAUUCCCUUUAAUAAACUGCUGUUUGGAAAAAAAAA
Messenger RNA from Siniperca chuatsi (mandarin fish), 4856 nucleotides. RefSeq names its product S-adenosylhomocysteine hydrolase-like protein 1. The transcript has 17 exons. The record is from RefSeq and is a predicted model, not a curated record. Bases 333 to 1985 code for a protein of 550 amino acids. Lineage: Eukaryota; Metazoa; Chordata; Actinopteri; Centrarchiformes; Sinipercidae. Gene Ontology annotation, biological process: L-methionine cycle. Gene Ontology annotation, cellular component: cytosol.